UGCAUUUUAAGAUGGGCUUUACUAUCAGCAGGUGCCUUAAAUGUGCUUUCAAAGUGACCUGUGUUUUACCUGCCUUUGAAAACCUUUGUGUUCAUUAUUGAAGCUGAACCUACAGUCAGAUUCUUGAAUUAUUGUUUAUUUUUGAUAAAGACAUUGCCAAAAACUCGAUGGAAUUAAAAAGAUUAACGAUAGACAAUGAAGAAGAUUAAACGUCGUAUUCUCGUGGUAAUCACCAUAACUGUAGCCAUUGUUUACGUUUGUAAAUUCUACUUGAAUAAUGAGUUAUUUACUUUGGAAGGAUUAUAUGGCAAUGAGAAAAUACAGAACACACAUUCCAUCCAUCAAACUACUACGUCAAAGACCGCCUCGGUGAAACGAGGAAUAAAACAGGAAGUUAGUAGUUCUCAAAGGCAACAAAAUAUAAGACAAAAAAUAAAUCAGAAAAUGCAUUCUACAGAACACAUUUUUGAUGGAAUCGACGAAAUCGUUGAGGAAGAAUUAAAAUCAAUCAUUGGCAAAGAAGUAGAACCAAAUGUGCAUGUGAUCAGUGAACAUAUUGAACCACAACAACAACCUCUGUUCGAAGGAAACGUGUUGGAAAAAGUAUUAGAAUCGUUUCCAGUUCAAAAAAGGAAUAAAUUUUCCAAAGAUGUCCCAUGUCCUAACCUCAGUCUUGGACGUUCUCGCAAAGAUCUCUCAAGCUCCAAUAUUACUUGUAAACCUCACAUAACUAAAGAUUGUCUACAGGCGAACAAGGCUUACAAGACGAAGGAUAAGCUCAUCAAGUGUAACAACGAAAAACCAGUCAAGGAUCUGUGCGUUUUUCGCGAUACAUGGCGUCCUUCUUCUGAUUCGUUAACUACUGUCCACUGUGACUUGUCACCAUGUGGCAUUAAUCCCGUACAUCUAAUACCAAUAGAUAAUGACUUUGGGAUUCUUUCUUCCAUGGAAAAGUGGUUGGAAUUCAGCACGGCUGGAACACUUGAAAGAUACCUACCCGAUUUUGUUGCUAGGAAGUCAAUCUAUGGACUACAGUUUUGUUUUCUUCGCUGUCGUAAACCAGGAACUCAAAUAUACAUUAAGCAAGUUCUCUCAUUUCCACCGAUACUGGAAAAUACAACGAAACGCUACAAUGACGAAUUGAUCAAUUUUAACUUUAUAAAUCUCAAAUCAGUAUCUCGAGCACAUUUUUAUCGCAGUCUUCCAAAGACUGUUCAAGCAAUGCGUCAUAUUGUCCAAAAUGCCAAUACUGAGGGUGCAACUGUGUUAGAUUUUGAGCUGCUACAAAGCACAACACCUUAUUCGUUCCACAGCUUAAAGGGUUUCAUGUCAGGUAAAUCUGGAUUAGACUACGAUACGAAGCAAGACUACGGUUUUUCCUCAUUAUUUGGUUUAUUAAAAUCAAAAGGUUACUACACCAUGUUGCAAGAUGAUACUUGUUGGUAUGAUGAGUGGGGGUCUAUAUUCACUAACUACGCCUAUCAAAACAAGACUCCAAAUUCUCUCCUUGAAUUUGCGCAGCAAUGGGAUUACUAUAACGAUGUUGUAAGAAGUGCUAAUAUUGAUAACAUGGGAUUAUCAAACACUGCUUGUGAUGUUUUCAAGCAAUACAAAUCUACCAAUCAGCUGAAUGAGCCCACUGUCUGUUUUUCUGGAAGACCAUACGGUGAGGUCUUCCUGGAUUAUACCACACGCUUGUUCAGAGCAAAUCGAGACACAAACAUCAAAAGACCAAUUUUUGCUUUUACAAAUUUGGGCGUGGGGGAUGAAACAUCGGGGACACGUAUUCGGCAAAUGGAUGAUAGUUUCGCACAUUAUGUAAGAACCUUGUCUAAAGAUCAAGAUACUUUGACUGUUAUUUUCUCAGAUCAUGGCCCUAAAUAUACAAAGUACUCAUUUCAUUCGAUGGAAGGCAGAGCAGAAAUGUACGACGCCCUGCUAUUCAUGAUCCUUCCAAAAAACGUUGCAGAGAAACUACAGUAUCACAAAACAAACUCUUUAUUAAAAAACCAGCAACGUUUAGUUACCACAAAAGACUUACAUGACGCGGUAUUGUCUGUCGUGGAUCCGCCAAGGAAAGACGGGACAAUGGGACUCUUCUCUGAAUUACCUUCACAGCGACAUUGUGGAGACCUGGUUAUGAAACCAACUGCGGUGUGCAAGUGCGAAAACUGGUAUCAAACUUACCCGGAUAAUCACGAGCCGUUCACGUGGAUGGCCGAAUUGGGCCUGGGUGAGAUAAACAAUGCUAUACAAGAGGAGUUUAUGAUAGCAAACAAUGACGCUGGAUUUGGGAAAUGCCAACGAUUGGUCGGUGACAGUUUUCGUAAAAUACGAUAUCGGAGGGAGGGAACAAGGCAACUUGUAACUAUGGAUAUUUUUGUUAAACCACAUAGGGAAAUCUUUGAAGUACAGAUUAAGUCUCCCAUAAAACCACGUGGUAAUACACGUGACCAUAUUGAAGUAAGUGCUCUUAGACGAGUGAGUACAUUCGAUGUUUACAAGGGGUGUAAAGACCAAGAAGUACCUUUAGAUCUUUGUAUUUGUAAAACAGGUAGAUAUCAAGCAUCAUGGAGAUGGAUUGAAGUGACAUCCAAGAGAGAUAUGAUACACUUGAUGAGGCAGAGUAAAAGCUUUAAUUCAAAACUUUCUGUCAAAGAUCUCCAUGGAAAUUGUUUAUUACUGUUACUAAGGAAACAUGAUGAUAACAAUGAGGUGUUUGAGAUCGCAAACAUUUGUGCGGAUAGGGUAUAUCACGUUCGUGUGGCUGGAAGAAGCAAAAGCAAAUCAAUCACAUCAAGGAAUUUACCUUUGUCGAAACUAGUACGACCUUUUACAAUGCACUUUCUCUUUAGCGUUUAUCAUCUUAAGAAACCUUAUGGAUUUUAUGUGAAAAUAUCUUAUAAAUGGACAUCUUCUAAUUAAUGAAUCAGUUAAAUGGUAAACUCAAUCAACUGAGAAUAGUCGGAAAGAGAAAACGGAACAAUAAGAAGUAAAAUACUCAUCGUAUAGUCAUUAGAGAAAGAAUUAAUAAAUCUAAUAAACAAGCAAAAACAGUAAAAACAAAAGCAACAACAAACAAACAAACAAAUUUAACAAAAAAGGAAAAAAAUAACAACAACAACAAAAACAAGCACCAAACGCCGGGAGAAAGACAAAAAAAAAAAGUAACGACACUGGGAUUCGAUCCCGUGCCUAAAAACUCGAAAAAGAUAUUGGGACGAUUCCCCCGAGACAUUCUGUGAAGCUGAGGCGUCGAAUCGAUUUACAUUCCGGUUAGAGAU
Molecule: messenger RNA, 3284 nt
Organism: Exaiptasia diaphana
Lineage: Eukaryota; Metazoa; Cnidaria; Anthozoa; Actiniaria; Aiptasiidae
Exons: 3
Coding region: 196-2925 (909 amino acids)
Source: RefSeq, a predicted model, not a curated record